UCAUUUGGCUGACAUGUCAAGUCAAAUCAACAGCUGAUUAAUAAACCGUGGAACGCGAUGGAAAUGCGGGUUUUCUCUCGAAAAUUGUUUUGGUUUUAAUGUUAUAUCAUAAAAAAUGGAUGUGGUUGGACUUUUGAAUAAUAUCAAUGAUAAGUCAGAUAUGUUUGCAGUGAAAACUUGGACUUCAGAAUGGUCCGACAAUUUUCAAGAGAAUCAGUUACUAUAUUCAUUCUGCGGAUGUCUCCUGGUGUCAGUUCUAGUCGUGUGUUUCUACUACUAUAGAAGAUGGCGUGCCAAAGAAAUGCUACUAGGCGCUGGUGCAGUUGGCGGUGCGGGCGAACCAGCGAAACGUUUCAGAAAACGGGACAAGAUGUUGUUCUACGGCAGGCGGAUGCUACGCAAAGUCAAGUCUAUAUCCAAUUCGGGCCAGGGUCGAAAACGAAGGGCCGUAAUGCGGUUCGCAAGGAAAUUGCUACAGUUGAAGAAGGAGGCGGCUCCUGAACAGCUUAAAGUCUUAGAGCCACCGGCGGAGUACCUUGAGGAAGACCUGACGAGCGACGACAGGGUGCCUCCUGAUGCUCUGUAUAUGUUACACAGCAUACGAGUGUUCGGACAUUUCGAGAAACCAGUGUUUCUCAUGCUGUGUAAGCAUACGGAGAUUCUGAAUCUACCGGCUGGCGCUUUUCUUUUCAAAGUUGGUGACACUGACGAAAACGUUUACGUCGUACAGACUGGUCGCGUUAACGUAUACAUCACUAACCAGGACGGUAGUAGUCUGUCACUGAAGGUGGUGCGAGCGGGCGAGAGUGUGACGUCACUGCUCAGCUUCACUGACGUGCUAACGGGUCACUCACAACCAUACAAAACGGUCAAUGCCAAAGCGUUGGAAGACUCCCAAGUGAUCAAGCUACCAAUGAGGGCGUUUCAAGAAGUUUUCAAGGAGUACCCCGACAUAUUCGUCAGGGUAAUUCAGAUUAUAAUGGUGCGUUUACAACGGGUCACGUUCACAGCACUGCAUCAGUACUUGGGACUUAGCGCCGAGUUGGUUAAUCCAGGACGUGAGAAACGUCGUCCGACCACAGUGGCGUCAUCUCCCGGCAAAAUGCCGAGAACUGCAACAGUCGACAGCAGCACCACGAUGCAUUCGCCUCACCACGCCGAGAGAACUGUGCCUGAACAUGUGCAUGCGUCAGAGACUGGCCACCAAGUGUCAUCGCCCAUUAACAUCCAGGGGAGGCGGCAGAGGCCCGAUAUGGUGCCGGACAUAACGUCUAAUACACCUCAGCAGCAGCCUGAUGUUCAGCCAACGUCGUCUCUUCAAAGGUCUAAGGAAGGAUCUUCGUUCAAGAAACGAGACGCCAAUGAGAAUCUUGACGAACAGGCUCUAAUACAAAUUGCAACGGAGGCGUUUGUCAAAGAAUUGGGUCUGGAGAGUGACAAUUUACUCUGUGGACACGUACAAGUGAGAGAUUUGCCCGCUGGGACCUACAUCAUGAAGGAAGAGAGUCACAAGGACGUGGCAUUGGUGUACCUUCUAUCUGGAGCAUUGUUGGUGUCGCAGAAAGUGGCCGAAGGUGACGGCGAGGUACACAUGUUCACAGCCUAUCCCGGCGAAGUGGAAGGAGGUUUAGCUGUGAUAACCGGCGAGCCAAGUUUCUUCUCAAUACGCGCUAAACAUUUCUCGCGCAUCGGUCUCCUUUCAAAAACUACAGUGUACAGCAUAAUGAGAGACCGUCCCUCGGUGGUGCUGCACAUCGCCAAUACCGUGGUGAGGAGGUUGUCGCCGUUCGUGAGACAGGUCGACUUCGCUUUGGACUGGGUGUUCCUCGAAUCCGGUCGAGCCGUUUACCGUCAGGACGAGGAGUCCGGAUCCACAUUUAUAGUUCUGAGCGGCCGGCUGCGGUCGGUCAUCACGCAUCCCAACGGGAAGAAGGAGCUGGUCGGCGAGUACGGGAAAGGUGAUCUUGUUGGAAUCGUCGAGAUGGUGACCCAGACUCGUCGCAGCACAACAGUAAUGGCGGUCAGAGAUUCAGAGCUGGCGAAGCUUCCAGAAGGGUUGUUCAACGCGAUCAAACUGCGGUUCCCCGUCGUCGUCACGAGGCUUAUCAACUUGCUGGGACAUAGGAUUUUAGGUUCCUGGCAAAAGCCCACAGCUGGGCUAGGCGCGGCGACCAUAGAGUCUAGACCUUCGCAGCACAACUUCUCCACGGUGGCCGUGGUGCCUGUGAGCGACGAUGUUCCCUUGACCGCCUUUACGUAUGAGCUGUACCAUUCGCUGUGUGCCAUCGGUCCGACAGUGCGUCUUACUUCGGACGUGAUUCGGAAGUUACUCGGUUUGACUAUAAUGGACCCGAACAACGAAUAUAGGCUCAGUUCGUGGCUUGCACAACAAGAGGAUAAGCACAAGGUGGCUCUCUACCAGUGCGACCCGAGUUUGACUCAGUGGACUCAGCGUUGUAUUCGGCAAGCUGACUGCAUAUUGAUAGUCGCUUUGGGCGACAAGCAGCCCAGCAUUGGCAAAAUAGAGAAAGAAAUCGAACGACUAGCCAUUCGUACCCAGAAGGAACUGGUGUUACUCCAUCGGGAAGGCGGCCCGAACCCCUCGGGAACUGUCCACUGGCUGAACAUGAGGAGCUGGGUCAGCCAGCACCAUCACGUGAGGUGUCCACAUCGGAUGUUUACGAGGAAGAGUCAGUACAGGAUUAGCGAACUAUACAGCAAAGUGUUGAUGUCGGAAGCGAACGUCCAUUCAGACUUCUCUCGCCUCGCUCGCUGGCUCACCGGCACCUCCGUGGGGCUCGUGCUCGGCGGCGGGGGAGCACGCGGCGCCGCGCACGUGGGAAUGAUACGCGCCAUACAGGAGGCAGGCAUACCAAUAGACAUGGUGGGUGGUGUUAGCAUUGGAGCAUUCAUGGGGGCGCUGUGGUGUAUGGAGAGGAACAUCACUACGGUCACGCAGAAAGCUAGGGAAUGGUCGCAGAAAAUGACACAAUGGGGCAAACAACUUCUAGACCUGACAUACCCGGCGACGUCAAUGUUCUCCGGCCGCCAUUUCAAUGCGACCAUUCACUCUACAUUCGGCGACGUACACAUUGAAGAUCUAUGGCUGCCAUACUUUACGGUCACCACUGAUAUCAGUUCCAGUUGUAUGAGAAUACACCGACACGGUUCUCUAUGGCGCUACAUACGCGCUUCCAUGUCCCUGAGCGGGUAUAUGCCGCCGCUGUGCGACCCCCUAGACGGCCACCUCCUAUUGGACGGCGGUUACGUCAACAACCUGCCAGCUGAUGUGAUGAGAUCGUUAGGCGCUAAACAUAUCCUGGCGAUCGACGUUGGCUCCCAAGACGAUGUGGACUUGACCAAUUAUGGUGACGACCUGUCCGGCUGGUGGCUCCUAUGGAAAAGAUGGAACCCCUUCACGACUCCUGUCAAAGUACCCAAUUUGCCUGAUAUACAGAGUCGACUGGCCUACGUGUCCUGUAAUAGGCAGUUAGAGGAAGUGAAAAACUCGGACUAUUGCGAGUACAUCCGCCCGCCAAUCGACGCGUACAAGACUUUACAAUUCGGCUCGUUCGACGAGAUACGUGAAGUUGGCUACAGACACGGCGCUGCCUACUUCGAGGGGCAACGUCGCGGCGGCGGCGGGGGCGUCAGUGGCGCCGCUACUGAGGGAAGGAAACCUGACGCUCAGCCGUCAUUGACUGAUUACACAUUCACGGACCUAGCUCAGAUGGUCUGUUCGGUCCGCACCGGUCACGAUAUGGACGAUUCUCCUUCAUCUUCCGACUAUGAGGAGGACCAGAGACACUUCGAGGGGUACGCCUCGGAGCCCAGUGCUGGGAUACUAGAGAUGUCUUCCAGCGUUGAGGACGGCGCGGCGUGGAUCAGCGACACAGAACUGGUGCGGAACACGUACUGAGUGCACGAGUAGUUUGGGUUUCUCACGGAAGGCCUGCGCACACGCCGCGUAGGUGGCUCCCUCUCGUUGUCCGAAGACGAAAUCGACUCUGAAGCGGAGCUUUACGACCCGUUAAACAAGAGGGGCGGCAGGUGAGACCCAACUUUGCACGACCUGUGCAAAGCCCUGUACGAGUACGUACUUACUGAGAGUUGCAGCGAUUAAUGUAUAUAUAUAUAUAGUUUAAAAGAGAAUGUUGAUAGUCAUUUGGUGGAAAAAAACGCAACUUCGCCAAAUUAUCUAGGUUAGGUAGUAAGAUCAUGAGCUCUGACUAACUGCAAACGGGAACACAUUAGGAUGAUGAAUAUUUGUAAUCUGGAGCACAAAAAUAUGAACAGGAUAAAAGGUAACAAGGUCAUAGGGGUGUCAGGUUUAUCUGUUAACUUUUUACAAGUAAAAGAAAGACAAUGUUAAAAUGUACUGCCAAAGAUUACCCGGUGGUGUUAGAACAAUCUUUUUACAAUUGAAAAAUAGGCUUCGAGUCAAAAGUACUAGGAAAGAGUAAAUGUUAGUGCAAUUCCAACUUUGGCAUAAUAUGUGUAUUUGGCAUAGUGGUACAUUGGUAUUUUGUACCUUUUGAAUCUCAAACAAACAGUUCAACAUGUUGAUUGAACUAAUUUUUAAAUAGCAAAAAAUAUUGGAAUAACCCUUAUCUUAAUAGGAUUCUAACAAAUUAUGACAAAGGCGGUCAGUUUUUGUAAAUUUUAUAGUCAGUAUAUAAUUAAUUAUACGUAGUAAUUAAAGUAAAGGAGACUAAUAUUUCCAUUAUUAUUUCAUGCCAACUAUUAUUUAUAUUUUAUUUCAUCUAGAUAGCGAACACAAUGCAAAAUAAUUUUAAUAAUGUCAUUCACAAAUAUUAUUCGUUAGUUUUUUUAUUGUAUUUUCUAUGUGUGUGUGUAGUGUAUAUUCAAUAUGCUGUGAUUAAAGUGAAAUUAAUAUUGUACAAGUAUAAUUAUAACUGAAAACAAUUCAUACAUUCAAGUUAAUAUUUUGAGCGUGGAAAGUUGCGGGAAUGAACAGCACAGAAAACUAUAACAAUUCAGGCAAAAAUCGAGAUUAUUUUUAUUACAGUUGGUGCUUUUCCCUCCUUUGUUUAUUUCUACCAACAUGCGAUAAUAUUGAAAGUCAUUUCUGAUAGAAAUCAAACUACAAUGGCACAUUGAACGGGAUACCGUAAAGGUAUGGGAUUAUUUACAUAAAAAAAUAUGUGUGUGUAAAAUUUACAGUGAAUUCAAAUAAGUAAUUAAGCUUUGUUUAGAUUCAGUCGAAAAUAGGUGAUAUUAGCCAAUAAAUAUAUAUAAUUCUACAUUAUAUUACACAUUAUAUUCGUCAUUGUGUGUACUUACUAUAGGUAAUUAGAUUUAGAAAACAUCAAUGCAACUAUUUUAAUAAUAUUAUUUUUAAGAGUUAUUUAAAUGCCUUAUUUGUAUGUAUGGAAUGUUCUAGUACGUCAGACAUUAUGUAUAGCCAGCCUUAUUUAAUUCAUACUUUUAAGAAGGGAUGUGAAUAAAAAUGUUAAUUUUAAUGAAUGAAACAAGAUGUUACAGUUAGAGAAAAUUACUGAGUCGAGUUUUUCAUAUUUUUGACCUCUAUGUUGAAAUGAUCGUUUUUUUUUGUGUUGGCAAAGAAAACAUAUGUACUUUUUAUAUGAGAAUGUGUAUGCACGACUGAUUAUAUAGCUUUAAUCUAAGGCUGCCAAUAAGGCACAAAAUGUAAACCAAACGUUAGCUCAAUUAGUAUAAUGUAUUUUGAUUAAUUUCAACCAAUAAAAUAUAU
Amyelois transitella is the source of this 5734-nucleotide messenger RNA. It is a transcript of the gene sws, whose product is annotated as neuropathy target esterase sws. Gene Ontology annotation, molecular function: phosphatidylcholine lysophospholipase A1 activity. The record is from RefSeq and is a predicted model, not a curated record. Gene Ontology annotation, biological process: phosphatidylcholine metabolic process. Gene Ontology annotation, cellular component: endoplasmic reticulum. The coding region runs from base 116 to 3919 and encodes 1267 amino acids. The transcript is spliced from 29 exons. NCBI's taxonomy places the organism in Eukaryota, Metazoa, Arthropoda, Insecta, Lepidoptera, Pyralidae.